AUGGUAGAUUGGAAGGAUGCUGACAUUAUGGUGAAGUACUACUACUCCAACCCCCUCAAGAUCAAUGGAAAGAGUGUCAAAGUCAGCUUGUCAUCGUCACUGAAGCGCCUGAGAGAAAGUCCUGACUCCACCACAUCCAAAAGAGAAGAUUCUAGUAAAAGCCACAGCAGCAGACAUGAGGGCUAGGAGACCUCAAAUUUCACAAAACAAAGAGAGACCCAGUACAGGCAAACAACCUGCUGAGAAAGUGGUGGAACAAGGAGAAGGUCAACAAAGCUCCUCAGAGGAGGUUUGGAGGAUUCUGACCUAAAGACUGCUGAUGAUCCAGCUCUGGGUGAUGCUGUUGUCUCAAUGGAGGACAUGAUGGAUCAGGAGAGUUUUCAUGAAGAUGACAACAUGGAUGACAUGGAUUUCCCUGAGAAUAUGGAUGAUUUUGUUACAUUGGAUGAACUCGAUACUGGAGGGGACGCAUCACUGGAGUCAAUGGAUUCUUCAUGGGAUGGAAAGGUUGUCUACAUUAGCCCAAUUAGAAAGGGCUAUAGAGACAUGGAGGUGGCCAUCUUGAAACUGGCAGAGCGAACAAACGUGAAUGUUGUAAACCAUACCAUAUCCUUUUUCAGACAGGAGGCAUUGUUAGAGCGUGAUACUACCGAUGAAGAACAUAAGAUGGUGAAGUUCUACAAAGGCAAAGGACAGUUGUUGUGGAAACCUGACAAUGUUAUCAUGCACUUUUCACAGAAAAAGUUGGAGAAUCUCAGUGGGAGAUCCAGCUACAUUUGUAUGCUUCCACUCCAGAAGUACUCGGACAUCUCUCUGUUACGGCUUGCCCAGCGUUUUGGUAAAAUCAAUGGCUAUCAUUUGAACUGGGGUCAUAGAAAGUGUUAUAUCCAGUUGGAGAGUGUGGAAGCCGCUCAGAAAAUGGUGAAGAAGUAUUUCCAACGUCCCCCCAGAUUUUACGACACCCUGUUAAGG
Coregonus sp. 'balchen' is the source of this 972-nucleotide messenger RNA. The record is from the annotation of a GenBank genome assembly. Lineage: Eukaryota; Metazoa; Chordata; Actinopteri; Salmoniformes; Salmonidae.